GUGGAGUUGGUUGGUGGUUGUUUCUUGUUUUUUUUUUAUUUGUGACUGGGUGCAGUUACUGAGUUUAACAUAGAAAUAUGAAGGUUUUUUUCACGCUGCCGGUUCGGUUAGUCUGGUAAUUUGUUCGGAAUUACGAAUUUUUGCUUUAUUUCCUCGGAUAAAAAGCCAUUGCGAUGGCAGAACUUGAAUCUUUGAACCCCGACAGUCGUGUCGGAACCAUUGGGUAUAUUAGUAAGGUUGAUGUGGAAUUGAAUAUAAAGAAGGAGGUUGAGAUAAGGGUCAAACCCGAGCCACACGAAUGCGUGACGUGCUCGAGCCGGGGCCGCGACGGACUUGAUAUCUACAACAGUAAUACGGCUUCCGGCAUCUCAUUGUACGACUUCCUAUACAAGUUUACACGCGUAGACUUCUCUGCAGCCGAAAAUUGCCCAAAAUAUAUGUGUAAGACUUGUUUUGAACUUAUUAAUGUCUUGGAAGCUGCAGAACUAGAAUAUCUUAAGCUCAAGCAAGCCUUUGAAGACAUUCUUAGCAGAAAUCCUUUAUUUGACACAACAUCCCAUCCUGUUGAACUUGGCGCAGUAAAGACAGAAGUUUUUGAUGAAAUCUAUAACACAAGGAAUUUAGGUCCUGACUCUGAAGAUGAACCACUUGCAGUUACUAAAAAGAAGAGACACCGAAAACCUGAAAAAACAAAAAAGAAGCUUUCAAAAAAUGCACCUAAAAGAAAGCCAAAGAAUGCAGUCAACAUUGAAAGUUGGCAGUGCAAUGUGUGUGGUAAGAAAGGUGAUACUGGUGGUAUUGUUGCGGAGGCAGCCCACAAGUUGACUGUUCACACCUUGGUUGCAGCCGCAGCCCCUAGCCUCGAAAAUGUUAAGAGAGAAGAUUCAACAGAUGGAACACACAGUCCAGAUUACAGUAACGGCUUUGAUACUGCUAGUGACAGUUUGUUCAAAAUUGAAAUGGGUGAUUUCGAGGAGGAUGAUGAUGACAGCGACAGCUAUAUUCCGGAUGAUAUUAGCACAGGCGAGGUCCCUCGUAAAAGAUCGCGAAUACUAUCGUCAAAGAAGAGAAAACGACGCGAGGACAAAGUCAUGCAUCAGUGUGAUCAGUGUGAUUUGAAAUACUCAUCUAUGGUGAGGCUCCAGCAGCACAAGCGAAAGCACGACGACUCGAAGCCACCGUACAUUUGCGAGGUUUGCGGUGCUCACUACAAGCACAAGCGCGCAUGUGAUAUACAUGUCGCUCUUCAUAAAGGUAUUAGUGACUGGAAAUGUGAAGAAUGUAAUAAGCUCUUCCCAUCUAAAGGUGCACUGCAUAGACACAAUAAUAUACACACCGGGAAACCCAAUUAUCAGUGCGACCUGUGCGGGAAGUCUUUCAUCCACACGUCGUCAUUCAAGAUGCACAAGCUCUCCCACUCGGGGGUGAAGCCGCACGCGUGCGACGUGUGCGGGCUGGCGCUCAUGACGCGCUCGCACCUCAAGCGGCACAAGCGAGUGCACAGCGGCGAAAAGCGCCACGAGUGCCCCAUCUGUGGAAAACGCUUUUCCGAGAGGUAUAAUUUGGUAGCUCACAGCAAAUCGCAUUCCGGUGAGGGUGCGCAAGCGCCGGCGACACCCGCAACGCCACCACCGCGGCGCCGUCUGUUCCGCUGUAACUUCUGCCAGGAGCGAUUCGAGCGCCGCUACAUGCUCGAGAGACACGUAUCCGUCGUCCACGGACGAACGCUAGAGCGUCCGCCACCCACCCCACGCAACACUAUGAGCAAAAUGCUUAAGGCUCAAGCGCAAGCGAGACGGUCGCCAACUCAUUCGUCUAACGAAACUACUACUAAAGAGGAACCGAGCCCAGACACCACGGAAAAAAUACCGACUUCAAGCAGUGCGUGGACCAAUGCUUAUGUCCAGGAAUUUGGAUUGAGACCGGAAUAUCAACAUUGAUUGUUACUUCUUUGUGAGCGGGCAGAGUUGGUCACUCUGCCCGCCACACUAGAGCCAGGCAGUUGACUACUUCUCAUGUGAAGAAAUAACAGUACUUUUACAAAAACCACAUUAACGACAAACAAUAAUAAAUCCUAAAUUUAUUGGUCGUUAAACAAUUGGUUGCAAUACAAGUUGUUGAUUUAGUAGUACCUAACUCAGGUCCGUGAAAUGAUUCCACUGUGACUUAGUUUCUAUUACAAGUGUUUUACAACUAUAUUAUUAUUUUAUGAACCUAACAUGUAUAUGGCAUGUAAACUAGUUUGUUUACCGAUUAAUUUCUUACUACAUAUGUUGCAUAGAAAAUAUAUAAUUUAAGUAAAUAAUGUAUAUACGAAUAAUAGAUAAAAUUUGUUGGCUAUGAAAGUACUAAGCCUGCACUAGAUUGUAAAUAGUUAAUACAGAUAUUAAAUGUCUUUUACGUUUAGGUAUAAAUUAAUCUAGUUCACUGGAAGACAUGUUAAUUAAAACUGUAUUUUUAUACUGUUAUUA
Messenger RNA from Cydia strobilella, 2471 nucleotides. Its product is annotated as zinc finger protein 37 homolog. The record is from RefSeq and is a predicted model, not a curated record. The transcript has 7 exons. The coding region runs from base 174 to 1940 and encodes 588 amino acids. Gene Ontology annotation, cellular component: nucleus. Gene Ontology annotation, molecular function: DNA-binding transcription factor activity, RNA polymerase II-specific. NCBI's taxonomy places the organism in Eukaryota, Metazoa, Arthropoda, Insecta, Lepidoptera, Tortricidae. Gene Ontology annotation, biological process: regulation of transcription by RNA polymerase II.